CGAUCGCUGUGGGCCAAUCUGCUGCUCUGACACCGCCAACAGGAGGAAGACCCGCCCCCCGCGCGCCUGGAGAAGAACCAUACGAACCCGACCGUUCUCCGCUGUCCCGCUCCGCAGCUCCAGACGCAGCAACAUGGAUACAGAGUUGUUUAUGGAGUGUGAGGAGGAGGAGCUGGAGCCAUGGCAACAGGUGGAUGACAGUGUGGAGGAAGAUGACAUGGACUUCAUCGACAGCUACUGUGAACCAGUUGAGGAUUCUAUGUCACCGCUUCCAGCCUCUGAGACUCCGCCCCCAGAGACUCCCCAAUCCAUCACACCUGCCCAACCAGCUUCCUCUCCCAUACAGAUUGUCUCCUCUGUGAUUCGUCCUCCUCCCUCUGUCAUCACUACGUCCUCCUCUGUCUCUCGUCUCCCCGUCCCAGCCCAACCCCUGAUGGCUCAGGCCCAGCCCCUCAUUCUGACACAGACAGCAAGUGGAACGUUCCUCCUCCCAGCAGCCCCCGGGACAGGCAAUGCCCCGCCCAUCCUCCUCACUACACAGGGUUUCCCUAUGAUGAACCAUGGUGCUCCUCUGCUGCUGAACCUGCAGCCUGGUCAGACGGUCCAGCCGCUCACUCUGAUCCAAUCCCCGUCUCUGCGUCAGUUAGUACGGCCCAGUGUGGGCAUAUCCCCAGUUCUCCCCCAGGGCCAGACCAGACAAGGCCCCACCCCCUUAAGAGGUCCCACCCAGACUAGCUCCGCCUUCACUGCCAUGCAGCUUCCUGCCACACUGACCAUCCGCACCAGCACACCAGGACUCGGUCAGUCUCCCUGCACAGUAAACCUCCAGAUGACCCAGGUGGGCGGGGCUAACUCCCUGAAGCUGGCAGGUUCCCCCGCCCUCCCCUCCGGCUCAGCUAACGGAGUCACCAGAACCCCUUCAUUCAGCAGCAGCAUGGGUCGAUCAGUUAUCAGCACUGCUCCUGGCCACUCCCCCUCUGUUGUCAUGACGCCCUGUGUGACCUCAGCGCCGACCUCCGACCCUACGAGGGUGGUGAUGAGCGUGGAGGAGUUUUACUACGGCACGCAUGACGGCGACCUGAGCCUGAGGAAGCCACAGCCGCUCGGCAUCAAAACAUCCACCUUCACCUGUCAGAUCUGCUCUCACCUGGCUGAGAACAACCUGAGGUUGAUGCAGCACAUGCUCCAGCACUCAGAGCUGAUUGGAGGAGGAGGAUCAGGUGACGACAGAAAGUUCUGUAAGUUCUGUUACCGACAGUUCUCGUCUCCGGCUCAGCUGCAGAGUCACCAGGAGCAGGUGCAUGGCCCUGUCCUGUCCUCCUGUAUGUGUCGUAUUUGUGAGUGGGCAUUUGAGAACGAGCCGGCCUUCCUCAACCACAUGAAGUCCAACCACAAACCGGGAGAGAUGCCCUACACCUGCCAGGUGUGUUCAUAUCGCUCAUCCUUCUACUCGGAUGUCCUGCAGCACUUUGCCAGCUUCCACAGAGACUCUCGCUUCCUGCUGUGUGUCUUCUGCUUGAAGGUUACCAGAAACCCGGCCAGCUACCAGCAGCACCUGCUGCGACACCAGAUCAAUCAGGCAUUCCACUGUAACAGGUGUCGUCUUCAGUUUGUCUUCCUCAAAGACAAGAUGCAGCACAAACUGGAGAACCACCGCAGCUUCAGGCGCCCUGUCCGUCUGGAGGGACUGCCCCCGGGGUCAAAGGUGACGAUCAGGACCUACGGCAAGUUCAGGCCGCUGAUGACAUCCUCAGGAAGUCGGCUGCUUCAGAGCCCCUCCUCCCUCAUCCAGCCAAUCAUCAUCAAGACCGAGCCCCGAACUCAGAGUCAGAGGAGCCCUGUGAGGUCCCCGCGGUCCCCUACGAAGAAGCCCAUCAGCCGCAGAGUCCACGUCAGAAGGAUGUCCUCGUCUGAUGACCGGUUGGUGUGUCUUGAGUGUGGGACAGACGCCUCAGACUUUGCAGCUCACUAUCCAACUCACGUCCACUGUCUGCUGUGUCCCUACAGCAGCUGCUGCUCCAGAGCCUACGCUGCCCACAUGAUCCACCACCACGUGCCGCGCUCCUCACACACAGCGGUUCCUCUGCACAGACUUCCUCCUCCCUGUGUCUUCCUGCUGUGCUGCUCUCACUGUGACUUCAGGCCUCUGGCUGCUGAUCAGAUGGCCGAUCACCUGCUGAUGAACCCGGAGCACCACAGUGCCACCUGUCACACCAGGACCUACACUGAACCUGACAUCCAGUUCUGUCACAGUGAAGAGGAGAAGGAACCAGUCCAGAACAAGAACUUGCCAGAUCCUUCCUGGACGUCAGCUGAUUGUUGGAAACAUCUGACAGAGAAGGAUGACACCGAGUCCUCCAUCGUCACCUUCAUGCAGGGCAGCGGUCCUCGUCACUGCCUGUCCAAAAACAGCGACGCAAUCGACUUCUUCAAUCUGCUCUUUCCUAUAAAACUGGUGGAGCUGAUUGCCGAGGAGACCAACGCUCACGUCAAGACCUGCCAGUUCCUGGGCUCCAGCUUUCCCGACUGGGUCCCAGUCACCACCCAUGAGAUCAAAGGUUUCAUGGGCCUGGUCAUCCUGAUGGGGAUCCAGAACCUUCCCGAUCCAUCGCACUACUGGUCCUGGAGUCACUACGACAACAGCUACACCUUCUACAGGGCUAUGAGCUUCAAACGCUUCAAGCAGAUUGCCGCUAACAUCCGCAUGGGCAGCUUCACUACAGACGAGUACCGUGGCACCAGUAGUUCCAGCGACCCACUGCACAUCUUCAGGCCGAUGCUUGCCAUGUUGGGCAGAGCAAUGUGGAACACCUACCUGCCGAACUGCUCCCUGACCAUCGACAGGGCGCUGCUUCCCUGCCUGGAGGAGGAGAGCGACCAAGCCAAGGGCAGCCCAAAGACACAGCCUCAGGUGUGGCUGCUCUGUGACUCUAAGUCUGGCUACUGCCACCGCCUCUUCAUCCAGGUUGGGGCGAAGGUGGGUGAAGAGCUGGGCUUCACCGUGGUGCCGCAGCUGGUGAAGGGUCUUGAGGACAAACACCACCAUCUUUACCUGGCGAGCUCACUUACAUCUGUCCCACUCAUGCAGAAGCUUCUGGACCAGGGUAUUUAUGCCUCCAGCUCCUUCCCCCCACCCAACCCCAUCCUGCCCAGAGAGCUGUGGGAGGAGGGCCAGCUGGAGAAACCAGGGGACUUCCUGCAGAGGCAGUAUGGACCUCUCCUGGCCACCAGAUGGAGGGACAUGAAGGAGAUGGGCUGCUUGUCAACUAAUGCAGCUCCAGGUGAACGGGAUACUGUUUGGAGGCGGUCUCAGACCAAAGUGGGAGAACUGGACCCCAUCGACCGCCCUCAGGCCUUCAGCCUCCUACAAGAGAACAUGCGGGGGGUUGACAUUUGCAAGCAGCUGCUGGCCUGCAACCCGCUGGGAGGAAUCCCCCUGGACCGACACUGGCGCAGCCUCUUCUGGUUCCUGGUCAACCUGAGCAUCGUCAAUGCCUUCAUUGUGCUGCGGGAGAGCCGCAAAGAUAACCCGCCUGCCUGGGUUCAAGACGGCCUCUUUACUCAGGUCAACUUUCGUAAGCGUUUGGGCAACCAACUCGCCAAGUGUGCUCAGAAAUACUUUGAGACAGUAGAGAUUGCCAGCUCCCGCGCUACAAGGAUGGGGCCGGCUGAUGAGCCAGUCAAACAAAGACACAGGAUGGCGAAGAUCAGCAGCAUCUCCAAGAGGUGCAAGAACUGCAACUUAAAAAGCAUCCGCCAUGAGAGUGUGUAUGGCUGCAUCAUCUGUAAAGUCAACCUGUGCAAACAUCCGGGCUGCUUCUGGGAAUAUCAUGGCCUUUCACCUCUGAACAAAGGAUCAUCAAAGGUUGGAUUUCUCAAGGACAGAAUAAGCGGCGCCAUCGAGGUGAAUGAGGUGAAAGACACUGCGGACGGGGCGAUGGCCCCCGUGGAGGACUUGGACUUCUCUGAUGAUGAGAGACUUGAGGAUCUGGAUGACAUGGAUGAAGAAACUGAAGAUAUUAAGGAUGAAUUUCUCAAAGAAGAAAAACACCCAAUGUCUCACCGGCCAUCAACAACGAAUGGCCACACCCAACCAGAAACCAUGUUGUCUUUGUCUAAAGAUCGUGAUGACUUCCUCAGCGCCCGUCAGUUGAGGAUCACCCUGUUCGCUCUGUGUGACGGACUCCAACAAGCCUCAAGGGUCUUUUCCACUGACACGCAACUCAUCCGGUCGUGGCUGAAGGAGGCUAGGAAGCGUUUGAAGCAAACUGAGCAGAAACAGAAGGUCCACUCUAGUGGCGGUGACCGUAUGGUGGCCUGGGUGAUGUCCAUGCGUGAGCAGCAGCUUCCGAUCACAGAGAGCAACCUCUUCCACAAAGCUUCCAUGCUGAAGAAGAAGGGUGCGUUCAGUGACUCCUUCCGCAUCUCGUAUGACUGGGCGGUGAGCUUCAUGCUGCAGUAUCGGCUGGGCGUAAGGAGCAUCGGCAGGGAGGCCACGCUAUCACGUACACUACCUCUUUCCCUGGUGGCCAAGAUCAAGUCCUUCAGGGAGUUUACCCACAAGGUUGUCCAGGCCAAAAAGCUAUCAGAAGACACUGUGGCAGCGAUGGAUGAGCUGUGUCUCUUUGUGGAUCUGAGGUUGGUUCAGGACAAGUCUCGCCGCUCUGAGGCCCUGGAGCUCACAGGGUCUUUACCUCUGGUCACUGUGUACCUGACUGUGCUGGCUGAUGGGACCAUGCUGCCGUCUCUGGUGCUAGCCAACAGGCAGCUGGCUGAGAAAGUCCUACCGGCGUUCAUCAUGCUGGAGGCUGGCCCAGAGAGUCUGUUAGUAGAAGAGGCCUUGGAUCUCUGGACCAACAAGGUCUGGCUCCAGUACGUGUCCAAUUUGGCUCAGCCCAGUAAGUCAGUGCUGGUCCUGGACCGACACCGGGAACACUUAGGAGAUCCGUUCCUGACUUCCAUCAGCGGGUCAGGUACUCUCCCGGCUGUGAUUCCUGGAGGCUGCUCACUCCAUCUUCAGCCCCUAGAGGUUUGUGUGAAACCAGUUCUGCAGCGCUUCUUGCUGUCACGCUGGGCCAAGUUCACCUCCGGAAACCCAGAGGAGCUUGAAGAAUCAUUACCUCAACGGCUCCAAGCAAAUGUUGCCCAGCUGCUUGUUGAUUGGGUGAUCGAAGCCCUGACACACCUGCACAAACUCCCACAGCUGUGGAAGAAGUCAUUCCACCUGACAGGCCUUCUGCCCAAAGAGGGGGACAAGAAGGAGGGGGAGAAAAUAAUUCAGAAACCAGAGGAAAUCCAGUCAGACCUCCUAAAGAACCUGACAGAGACCCUCCUGGGAACUGAAGCUUUGGAGGACAGUCCUCCUGAACUACUGGAGCUGGAGGAGGACACUGAGGUGGAUGAAGAGGGAGAUCAUGAGGACAAAGAAGAGGAAGAAAAAGAGGUGAACAAUGACGGCGAAGAAACAGGGACAGAGAUGGAGGAGGAAAGGAGGGAAACAACAGAUAGGGGGAAACUGGAGGACAGAGACAAGGAAGGAAAAGUCACAAUUGAAGGAGUUGAAGACAGCAAUGAGACAGAGGAGGAGAGCAAAGAGGAAGUCCAGAAGCUGGAGGAGGACAGCGAGGAGGAAGGAAAGGAGACGGAGGAGGACAGAAAGGAGGUGAGCAAGGAGAGACGAGAGACAAGGAUAGUAAUAGGAGAGGAGGUCGGUGAUGAAUGGAAGAUAACAGUGAAGAGCAGGACUGAAGGAGUGGCGGCUGAUGGAGAGGACACUGACAGGAUGCACCAAAGCUGAACCAAUGAUGAAGACGAGGAUGAAGGUCCACAGACUGUACGAGCUGUCUAAGUCGGCUCAUCACCAGAUUUCGAGGCCAUGGUGUCGAGCAGGAAGCGACCAACACAGCCGAGUGCGAACGACAGCAUCACCUGUCACUCAGCACACUCGCCCUUAAACUUACCUGUCUUAGUGCGGAUUAAAGCUUCAGUCCGCCUCAGGUGAAUUGUACCAUGAGAUCUGAUUCAGACUGUGAGGUGAACAGUAAAAUUCAAAUUCUGCCCUCAGGCUGACACAGGAGCUGAACUGACUGUGUGUUAGACUGGAGAAGCUGUAGGUUUCCCUGUUCAGUCUGGUGGACAUGAGAGGAACUCGUCACAAUUGUGCUGGUUGCUUCUUGUUUAGAAGAAACCAACUGGACUGAUUUGUUCUUGGUUUGUUCUGAUUUCCAGAUGAGGUUGUGAACUCACCACUCGAUGUAAAACCUGAUUUGGUUCUGUCAACAGGUGAAUUUCUUCCUGAAUCCUGCAGAGACGUCAUGUUCGAUUCUUCCAGAACCUGAAGGUGGUCCUGUGGGUUCAGGCUGCUCAGUGAUCACAGGAUGUUUACAGAUGUCUUCAGUCUCGUGAUUUUUCAGAUUAUUUCUCAACCUUCAAGUCCGCCGGUCCUCCAGACCAGCCAGUCAGCUCUGAUCCAGCUAUUAAUUAGACAUGAAGCAUCACGUACAGUUAUGAAUAACAUCAUUCUGUGUGUGGGUGUGUAGAGAUAUUCAACAUUAUAUGUUUAAUUCAACAGUAAAACUUAUUCAAACGAACAGUUCAUGUUUCUGUUGACACCAAAACCAGAAAGUGAUUGAAAGAGUCUCCAAACAGUCAUCAAGAAGUCCCGAUCGACGAUCCUCACAGCACGUUUAAUGAAUUAUCUGGUCUAGUGUGAGUUUCACCUGAUCCAACCAUUGAGCAUCAACCACACCAGCACCAGACUCCUUUAACACAUGUGUCAGUUUAGUGAAUUGUUGAGUUGGAGACACUUUAUAAACUCUGUGAAACUCUGUCUCUGACUCAUUCUGCAUUAUUUGGACCUUCUUGUUAAUUCAGCAAAUGUUCUACAUGAACUUCUUUCUGUCUUUGCGCAGAAACAUGGAGUCUGAUUGUUCCCUGGUACUGAUGGUGACUCGGUCUGAACACGAAACAACAUAAGCAGAUUCUGACUCGUCCAGAGUGCAGACGGACUAUAAACGCUCUGAUAGGUGUGCACAUUAUUUUAUUAUCUGUUCACUGCUGACAUUUCCAAUCAGUGAAAAAUGUUCAUCCAUUUCCUAAAAGCCGACUGGACCUGCAGACAGAACCAGGAUGGAUUCAGAGAACACUGGAGAAACUUUUUAAUCAUAAAAACAUUUUAAAACUAGUUUCUGAUGAAUGUCCUUUAGUUGCAGACAAGAUGUUGACUGACAGGAUGUUUCUGAACGCUCCGCAGCAGCUUCCUGUUGUGACAGAGACGAUCUCUGGAAGCUGAUUGGCUGGUCUAAAGAUGUGGACAAAUAUAAUUUGAUUCAGUUUUCUGGGCUGAAACAGAGACGUCAGCACAGCGAGGAUGAAAGUUGGAGGUGUUCUGUGUUUCUUGAGCUGUACAGAUGAAUAAUAGUUUUUUUAUUGUGUCCGUCAGAUGAAAGAUGAUUUCAUUGUGUCUGAAUCCGACUGAUCCUGCAGAACUCGCGUUAUCUCGGUGCUGAAGACUUCAGAUGAUCUUCCUCAGAAAUAAAAUUCAUAAAACAUUUG
This is a messenger RNA of Acanthopagrus latus (yellowfin seabream), 7554 nucleotides long. RefSeq names its product pogo transposable element derived with ZNF domain b (gene pogzb). NCBI's taxonomy places the organism in Eukaryota, Metazoa, Chordata, Actinopteri, Spariformes, Sparidae. The coding region runs from base 134 to 5797 and encodes 1887 amino acids. The transcript is spliced from 19 exons. The record is from RefSeq and is a predicted model, not a curated record.